AUGAAACUAUGGUGCAUGCUUGUCAUAUUCCUAAUUUUUACCAUUUCGACAUCAUUUGUGUAUACUGAGGAUUCUCAUGCGACAUUAAAUCUACAAGAUAAUAUUAAUGAAAACCCAUCAAAUACUGACUUAUCAUCAACAACAUUAAUGGAACAAAAGCGAUCUAUUGUCAAACGUUCACAACGCAAUGCGAAUAUUCUCUAUCGAUACUGCCGUCAAUCUGGUCAAGCACGACAAUUUUGUCUUAAAUAUGCUGUUCAAAUGCUGUACGCAACCGGACAUUGA
Molecule: messenger RNA, 285 nt
Organism: Rotaria socialis
Lineage: Eukaryota; Metazoa; Rotifera; Eurotatoria; Philodinida; Philodinidae
Source: the annotation of a GenBank genome assembly